Messenger RNA from Mus musculus (house mouse), 2061 nucleotides. It is a transcript of the gene Tcn2, whose product is annotated as transcobalamin 2. The record is from RefSeq and is marked validated. Gene Ontology annotation, molecular function: cobalamin binding. Gene Ontology annotation, biological process: cobalamin transport. Gene Ontology annotation, cellular component: extracellular region. The transcript is spliced from 10 exons. The coding region runs from base 201 to 1493 and encodes 430 amino acids. Lineage: Eukaryota; Metazoa; Chordata; Mammalia; Rodentia; Muridae.
ACAGUUUCCCAGCUCUGACCCCGAGAGUCAAAGUAAGUACUUUCCAGGGACUCCUGUGAAGUGCACCCGCAGCGUGCUUCCGGCUGUUGGAAGGACAAUUAAUCAGUGAAGCUGCCUCUUCCUAAGCAAGACAACAGUUGCAGUCAGACAAGCCCUCAAGGUGAGACCCAGGAGUCUCCCACCUCCCACCUGUGCCUGCCAUGGAGCUCCUGAAGGCGCUGCUGCUCCUUUCUGGAGUCUUUGGGGCUCUUGCUGAAUUCUGUGUAAUACCACGGAUAGACAGCCAGCUGGUAGAGAAGUUGGGUCAACGUCUUUUACCUUGGAUGGAUCGGCUUUCCUCAGAGCAGUUGAACCCCAGCGUCUUCGUUGGCCUGCGACUUUCCAGCAUGCAGGCUGGGACCAAAGAGGACCUCUACCUUCACAGCCUCAAGAUCCAUUACCAGCAGUGCCUCCUGCGGUCCACCUCCAGCGAUGAUAACAGUAGUUGCCAGCCCAAACUUUCCGGGGGCAGCCUGGCGCUCUACCUGCUUGCUCUCAGGGCCAACUGCGAAUUCUUCGGGAGCCGAAAGGGUGACAGGUUGAUCUCACAGCUCAAGUGGUUCUUGGAGGAUGAGAAGAAGGCCAUUGGGCACAAUCAUGAAGGCCACCCCAACACCAACUAUUACCAGUAUGGCCUCAGCAUCCUGGCACUGUGUGUCCACCAGAAGCGGCUCCAUGACAGCGUGGUGGGCAAGCUCCUGUAUGCUGUUGAACAUGACUACUUUACCUACCAGGGCCACGUCUCUGUGGACACAGAAGCCAUGGCCGGCUUGGCCCUCACCUGUUUGGAGCGAUUCAAUUUCAACUCUGAUCUGAGACCACGAAUCACCAUGGCUAUCGAGACAGUGCGAGAGAAAAUCCUGAAGUCCCAGGCCCCUGAGGGCUACUUUGGGAAUAUCUAUAGCACCCCACUGGCACUACAGAUGCUCAUGACAUCUCCUGCAUCCGGGGUAGGGCUGGGCACAGCGUGCAUCAAGGCAGGGACAUCCCUGCUGCUCAGCCUACAGGAUGGGGCCUUCCAAAAUCCUCUGAUGAUUUCCCAGCUGCUACCCAUCCUGAACCACAAGACCUACUUGGAUCUUAUCUUCCCAGACUGCCAGGCAUCCAGGGUCAUGUUGGUGCCAGCUGUUGAGGACCCUGUCCACAUCUCAGAAGUCAUCAGCGUCACGCUGAAGGUCGCCAGUGCCCUGUCACCAUACGAACAGACAUUUUUUGUCUUUGCUGGAUCUUCCUUGGAAGAUGUCCUGAAGUUGGCACAAGAUGGCGGAGGAUUCACGUAUGGGACCCAGGCCUCCUUGUCAGGCCCCUACCUGACAUCUGUACUAGGGAAAGAUGCUGGGGACCGAGAAUAUUGGCAGCUCCUCCGAGCCCCUGACACACCCCUGCUGCAAGGCAUUGCUGACUACAAACCCCAGGACGGGGAAACCAUUGAGCUGCGGCUAGUUAGAUGGUAGUCCUACGAUCCCUCCUGAUGUCUUCACACCCUGCUGCCACCUCAAGUGCACUUGGAACAAUGCCCCCCAGAUCACCUCAGCUACCUUCCCAAAGAGGAUCUAAGCCACUCCCCACCUGGGAGCAGGAAGGGAAAAAAAACCUCCCCUAGGGAGGCUGCUAGUUUGAGUUUGGCCCUGCCUGAUCCCACAGGUCUUUCAUGAAGACUGCCCCAUAGCCUGAGGAACAGGCUGCUCUUGACUUCCUCUACAUAAAGAAGUCUGCUGGCUAUGGGUGUUGUGAGUACCACUGCUCUGGGACCAGGGUCCCACAAGAAGGACCUCCAUGGCCUGCUGUGGCUCUGACCUGCACACCCAACCCCUGCUCUCUGUUAUGAGAGUGGUGGUCCCAGUGGUCAUAAGGCAGCCUUUGGUCAUCGGCAGGGCCAUCCAAUACAAUUAAAGCCUUGAUUUACCUGACAUGGACGUAGAGUCCUGGUGCCUCGUGUUCAUGCAUGGGGGGAGGGGGAGCAGAGAUCUCUGGGGAGUUACUUGUGGUUACUCUCCUGUGUAUCACAUGGACAGUUGGCAU